GCGCUUCGCUUCUGCUUCCGUCGUGUUGUUUGAGGCGGCUGUCUAUACGGUUUUUUUUUUAUUAUUACUAUUAUCAUCCCCGCUGACGGCUUUGACGCCUCCUCGCUUUGUCUUUUUUCCUUCUUCUUUCGGCCUCGCAGUGUUCGCCCCCGCCAUGAAUGGUUACCGGGACAGCAGGAUCGAGGAGGGCACCUUCCUCUUCACCUCAGAGUCGGUGGGGGAAGGGCAUCCAGAUAAGAUCUGCGAUCAAAUUAGUGAUGCUGUUCUUGAUGCGCACCUGAAGCAGGAUCCAAAUGCCAAAGUAGCAUGCGAAACUGCUGCAAAGACUGGAAUGAUUCUCUUGGCUGGAGAGAUCACCUCCACUGCCGCGGUUGACUAUCAGAAAAUUGUUCGUGAAACAAUCAAGCAUAUCGGCUAUGACGACUCUUCAAAAGGCUUUGACUUCAAAACGUGCAAUGUGCUGGUUGCUCUGGAGCAGCAGUCCCCUGACAUCGCACAAGGAGUGCAUCUUGACAGGAAGGAGGAAGACAUUGGUGCUGGGGAUCAGGGUUUGAUGUUUGGUUAUGCUACCGAUGAGACCGAUGAGUGCAUGCCUCUGACUCUCCUCCUGGCACACCAGCUGAAUGCAAAACUGGCAGAACUCCGUCGGAAUCAUAUUUUGACUUGGCUGCGACCAGAUUCGAAGACCCAGGUGACGGUUCAGUACAAGCAGGAUCGGGGGGCUGUCAUUCCCAUUAGAGUCCACACGAUUGUCAUUUCCGUUCAGCACGACGACAGAAUUGGACUGGAUGAGAUGAGAGAUGCCCUGAAGGAGAAAGUGGUCAGAGCGGUUGUGCCUGCAAAAUACUUGGAUGAUGAUACUAUUUAUCAUCUGCAACCUAGCGGCCGAUUCGUGAUUGGUGGCCCCCAGGGAGAUGCUGGUUUGACUGGCCGGAAGAUCAUUGUGGACACUUAUGGCGGUUGGGGAGCCCAUGGAGGAGGAGCUUUCUCUGGGAAAGACUACACGAAAGUUGACCGUUCAGCUUCUUACGCUGCUCGCUGGGUUGCCAAAUCCCUUGUGAAGUCUGGCCUGUGUCGACGGGUGCUUGUUCAGGUCUCUUAUGCUAUUGGAGUCGCCCAUCCGAUAUCAGUCUCUAUUUUCCACUACGGCACCUCUCAAAAAACCGAGCACGAACUGCUGGACAUUGUGAAGAAGAACUUUGAUCUUCGCCCGGGGGUCAUUGUCAGGGAGCUGGAUCUGAAGAAGCCUAUUUAUCAGAAGACUGCAGCCUAUGGUCACUUUGGUAGGAACAACUUCCCCUGGGAAGUCCCCAAAAAGCUUAAAUACUGAAUAAUAUGUUGGGCUUCUUUCCCCCAGACCUGUUGGUGUACAUUACAGAGAAACCUCCAGGCUCCUUGGUGGGGAAAGAGCCCCCCCCCCCCCCCCCAAUCCCUCAAUUGGUCCUAUCCUUCUCUACUCUUAAAACUUGGCACACUGUUCACGACCAUGAAUAUCAGUCGGGGGGGGGGGCAAAUUUCACUGUGCUUUCUCCUCCCCCCCCCACCUCCUGGUGGGUUUAACCUACGAGCCAGUUGAGCCUAGGCACCAUACAAAAAAAAAAUCAAUCCAUGAGAAGAAAGGCUGUCUUCAGCCUAAUCUUUUUUUUUUUUUUGCAUCGCCCAAAGGCUUUAAACCUUAACCUUCAAAAAGAAAAAUCCCAAGAGAUUUCCCUUGUGUUGCGUAUGCAGUCCGUGGUUUUCACCUCCCCUGCCCACAUGCUUAGAGCAGGGCGGUGCCAAGCAGCCGGUUUUGAAGAAAUGCCAAGGCCGCCACCUCAAUUGAUUCCUUAGGAGCAGCGGCCUGUUGCCUAAGCCAGAGAGCUUGCAUGUUACACAACCUCCAUUUGCAACGCUCGUUUGAGUGCGGUUCUUAAUAACAGAGGCAGCCCUGAUUCCGUGCUUUUAAAUCUGGCAUCACAUUGUGAUCCUUUCCUGCUGCUUUCUUUGAGGUUCAUCUUAUUUUUUAAACCUAUGCAGUUUUAGCACUAGCCAGACCUCAACCCACUCCCCCACCCCCUUAUCAAAUGGGCACUUGGGGGGCAAUCUUUGUAUACUAUUUAGAAAAGUCAGAAGAUUGUACCCAGGACUUGUAGGCUGCACACAUUUGGCACCUGGAUUUUUUUCUUUUUUUUUUCUUUUUUGGUUAGAGCCAAGAAUUUUCAUAUUGCACAAAAUUCCCAGUUUACUUUCAUAGUCGAGUCCAAUCUGCAUUCUGAAGCCCUGGUGUAGCUACAGAGAUGCCAGGCCCCCUUCAGAGCACAUGUGCAAUUGGGAAGGUUGUGGGAAGAGACCUACAUACUUGAAGAAAAACUUUUUAAUAAUUGCUUAUUUAUUGUGUUUGGGAUGGGGUGUGAGUACAGAGAAGCCCUUGUCCCAAAUGGCAGCUUUUAAACUUUACUUUUUGACACCAUGAAAUUCCUUGAACAGUUCCCAGCAUUCCCUGAUAGGCCAAGGUGUACUACAGAAAAGCCUUGGGUGUAUCCUACAGGGGGUCUGGCUUGUGUAAAACAGGGGAGGGCAGUGCUGGGGGGGGCUAACCAUGGAAGGGGCUAACUUGGUUGGUGUUGUACAGAGAAGCCAGCUUGUUUACAUGCCCAUCCCAUGGUCAGCAUCCUAAACAGGAAGUGCCUUUUGCGUUCCAUUUUUUUUUCCUUCCUGGGCGUUUUAUUACAUAUGUCUGGUUCUUGAAAUUCCACAUUAAAAUCUUAAUAAAGUGCUAGGUUCUAUCUUAAACGAUGA
This is a messenger RNA of Thamnophis elegans (Western terrestrial garter snake), 2778 nucleotides long. It is a transcript of the gene MAT2A, whose product is annotated as methionine adenosyltransferase 2A. The transcript has 9 exons. Gene Ontology annotation, molecular function: methionine adenosyltransferase activity; ATP binding. Gene Ontology annotation, biological process: S-adenosylmethionine biosynthetic process. The record is from RefSeq and is a predicted model, not a curated record. Bases 155 to 1330 code for a protein of 391 amino acids. Gene Ontology annotation, cellular component: methionine adenosyltransferase complex; cytosol. NCBI's taxonomy places the organism in Eukaryota, Metazoa, Chordata, Lepidosauria, Squamata, Natricidae.